Pochonia chlamydosporia 170 is the source of this 774-nucleotide messenger RNA. RefSeq names its product transcription factor atf21. The record is from RefSeq and is a predicted model, not a curated record. The transcript has a single exon. Bases 1 to 774 code for a protein of 257 amino acids. Gene Ontology annotation, biological process: regulation of transcription by RNA polymerase II. Lineage: Eukaryota; Fungi; Ascomycota; Sordariomycetes; Hypocreales; Clavicipitaceae. Gene Ontology annotation, molecular function: RNA polymerase II cis-regulatory region sequence-specific DNA binding; DNA-binding transcription factor activity, RNA polymerase II-specific.
AUGGAGACCAUCCGCACUGAGCAUCAACCGAGUCACUUCAUUAUGGAUGCCGUCGAUUACUCGUCUUGGGGACAAGGAGAGCUGGGGGAGCGUUAUCUCGAGUCAUGCAACACUGAUUUCUCUAAUCCGUUUGAUGAAACUUCUCCUGAAUCGUGCUUUGACGGAGAUUCGACCUGGAUGGAUGGCUGUGGGCAAUUAAACUAUCCCCAUAGUCACUUGUCGCCCCGGGCUGUUCUCCAUGCGUUUCACGCACCCGAGGUAACCAACUCGGUACCAACUGAGUCUACUCAGACUCCACUGCAAGAAACUCCAAUCUCAAGUGCAAAACUAAAUCCAAACCCGAAGCGAAAAACGACGACAGCGACAAAGUACGACAAAAUCAAUAUCGUCAACUCAAAACUAAAACGGGCUUGUCGGUCGCGUUCGAAAUCCUCUUCUCCUGCCACUCCCGACCUCCUCCUUGCCAACAAGGAAAAAGUUAGCGAUGAAGAUGAUACCUGCCUAGAACGAAGCCGCGUUGCAUCCAACAAGUUUCGGGAACGCAAGCGUUACGAAAUCGCCCAACUUGAGUCAAAGGAAUACACCAUGGAAGAUUUAAACCGUCAGUUACGCGGUAUGCUUGACGCAUUGGCGAGCGAGAUUCUGUCCCUCAAGAUGCAGCUACUUCAGCAUACAAGCUGCAACUGCGAACUUAUACAAGUCUAUAUCAGUAAGGAAGCACAUCAUUUCGUCGAGUCUACAGAGCGUUGCCAAGGGGCAGGUUUCACAAAAUGA